UCACCUUCCCAUCCCCCGAGCCGCCUGUGUUUGCCUUCGAUAAUAGCAAUCUAAUUGAAACAUUAAUUAUUCAGCCUAGUUGUAGGCGGGCUUAAGCGAAUGCAUGUUCGCGGGUCCAAAGAAAUAUUCCUCUUGUAGCCUAAUGGCUAUAUAAUGAAGGUCUGAUAGUUGCCUGUAAUUUUAAUCUAUCGAUUUUCGAACACCUUCAUGUUACUUAAAACUAAAAUUUGCGACUUUGCCAGCCAGAGCCAGGAAUAUUUUGCAUUUCGAUUUUCUACGAUUAACAGAUAGUAAAUUGGAUAAUUAAUAUUUAAGUAAACGAGCGAGGUAGUACUAUUUGUGGAUAAAUAUCAAGAAGUAUUGUAGUAAUGAAAACAGGUUUUCCAUCUUUGCGGUAAUGUAAAUAUCGAGCAUUAAGUUUAAUUGUGGAAAAACAGGUAGUUUGAAGUGUUGGCCGGAAAUUGAAUCAAAUAUCAUGCCAUUCGUAAAUAAAUACUAAUAAUUAUAAUCAACAUAAUUUGUAAUUUAAAAACUCAUUAAUCUCAGAAGUGAGUUAGUUUUCCCUAAAUAUGAUUUUUAAAGUUUUUUUUUUAGUUUGCCUGAAUAUGGGUAUUUGCUCCAGUGUUCGCAAUCAUCAAAAUAAUAUGCAUGUGAGAGAAAAUUUUUCAUUUUUCCCAGCUGACAGUCAGUUGACUUUGAACUGAGCUUUAGAAUGCUUGGACAAAUAGUAGUUAUCACGUUGAUUCUGGGCCUUAUUGACUCCGAAUUGCAAUCGGCCAAGUUGGCGGACACGGAAUGUGGUUACUUUAACGAGGAACAGCUCUUAGAGAGGGACUCUUUCAUCGGACCCACCGAGCACCAGUGGAUAGCACGGAUCGUUUUUAGUAAAGGGAUCAAGAUUGACAAUGAUGAUGACUGUCUGGGCGUGCUGAUCUCCAAGCGCACUGUUCUGGCUCCAGCCCACUGUUUUGUUCAGUAUAACGGCCAGGCACAGGCUUUCUCCGUGCACCUGGGUGUGUACAACAAGAGUGCUCCGGUUGGAUCACUAAUCUGCGAGGAGGAUGGCUUCUGCGUGCGUCCUGCCCAGGAGAUCAAGCUGGCCGAGGUGGCCAUCCACCCGGAGUACGACUCGCGAACGCUGAAGAACAGCCUGGCCGUGCUCACCCUGCAGCGGGACGCCAAGAUCUACCCGAACGUGAUGCCCAUCUGCAUGCCACCACCCCACUUGGUCAACGAGACGCUUGUGGGUCAGACCUUCCUGGUGGCUGGGCUGCGCAAGUGGGAGGACCUAAGGCAAAUGAGCUGGGUGAAUUCGCUCAGCCGAUCCUUCUGCCAAUCGAAGUUCAGCACGCUUUUGACCAGCAGCACCACGGUGUGUGGCUACCAGGUCAGGCCAGAUGUGUUCGUCAUUGGGGCACCGCUGGUGGGGAUGCAGGCGAAGGGGCAAUUCACCCAGAACUACUACCUGGUCGGAUUAAUGAUCGACUGGCGCAUGGACGAAGACCGCGUCAUGUCCAGCUUCCUGGCCAUCCGGAACUACUUAGGCUUUAUCCACCAGAAUUCCGACUCGUUGAUUGUACGCUCCUAAGCGGAAAACAGAUUACUUUACAAGCCUGAAGAAUUAAAUAAGUAUUUUACUUGAAAAUUUAUUCAAUGGUGAAAUUAAAAUAAACAUUAAAAUGAAAACGUUUAUAAGAAGCACGAAAGCCUUCUUUGAACUUGGAAGUAUACGUGUUAAACAGUUUUAAUGUAAGCAAUAAAAUACGGAUUUGCAAUUUAAUGAAAAGAAAUAUUUUUUAGAAAACGUAUAUCAAAAAUCUAACUAAUUUUAGUAGCUUCGUUUAACUAAAUUUUUGAAAAUUCGAAAACUCGAAUCGAGAACUGCCAAAAAGAUUUUAUACUGAGAAUAAAAAUAUACAAUUUCAAGCCAGAA
Molecule: messenger RNA, 1933 nt
Organism: Drosophila elegans
Lineage: Eukaryota; Metazoa; Arthropoda; Insecta; Diptera; Drosophilidae
Product: CLIP domain-containing serine protease B9-like
Exons: 2
Coding region: 713-1588 (291 amino acids)
Biological process (GO): proteolysis
Molecular function (GO): serine-type endopeptidase activity
Source: RefSeq, a predicted model, not a curated record